AGUUUGCUUUCUGCCCGCUUCCAUUUCGUUUCGUUUUCGUUCGUUUUCUUUUUUAUUUUGUUUUUUUAUCGCUCUACCUACCUAUCACUUAACGAUGCUCUCGACGCUCUUUGGAGGUGGUGGUGGAGGAGGAGGAUAUCAAGGACAACAGCGCUCUCAACCACACCACCACAACCACAUUGUUCAAUCACCUCUCGCUCCAACAAGAGGAUCAUCACACUCUGACAAUGUGUAUAAUCUUCCUCCUAAAAAGGUCAUCAAGGCAACGAGACCUUACAGACCUCGCUUCGUCAACGAGCUCGGCUUUGACGUUGGUGACUUUUUUUAUGUCCUUGACGAAGUCGAUGCUCAUUACUAUGAAGUUGUCAACCCUGUCGCGCGGGUCCGCGGCUUGGUGCCAAUUGCACACUUUGAGGCGCUCGAAAAGGUCAAGGCAGCAGCAAACUCGUCGCAGCCAACGUAUUACCCUGUGCAACGGGAGGAGCGGCCACAGGAAUCGCACCACCGCUCCUAUCAUCUCUCCACUGCGACUACCGUCUACGACGAUGACCGUAAACACGAAUCCAGCUAUUCCACAGUCUCAGAUCCAAGAUCGGUAGACUAUGAUUCAUCAUCACACUCGUCCUCAUCCUCCAUGUCUCAUGACUCUUAUUCUCGCUUUCCAUCACGAUCAUCAUCGCAUCCAUCCACCUCAAUGGCAUCAGCUCAACCGCCGCCACGGUCCAAUAUGCACGCUUCCCUACCGUCUCCCACAAGCCCCAAUACACCACAACAUCAGGACAAACAAGCGCAAUUCUAUAACCCCGGUAUUGGCCGUCAACUGCCAAAAAUUGUGUCUGCUCAUGUCCAAGCCGAUACGUUGCUACCAGACGGACGAUUCCAGUACACUGUGGAACUGCAUCUCGACGACUCGACCAAGCACGUCUUGUUUAGAGUGUUUGAUGAUUUCUGGGCUCUCCAUGUCGCUCUAUUGACACAAUUCUCUGUUGAAUCGGGUCGCAAACCCAAUCAUCCGCGUGUCAUUCCCUUUUUACCACCACCACCACCUUCUGCAAAGCCCCAACAACCUGCACCGCCCGUUUCGCCCGCCGAAAAGGAACGACGAAAAUUAGCUCUGGAUAAUUACUUGUCGGACCUUGUCCUCCUCCCUCCACCGAUUGAACACUCGCCUGCACUCAACCGAUUCUUCAUGUUACGAAAGGGAGAUGUAUCCACGCCCGUCGAUGUAAAGUUUGACGUCAGUUCCACCCUCAUGGACUUGAUAUCCGAAUACAACUCGUUCCAGACCAUCGCUCGACCGGGACAAACCAUCUCACGAUCUCGUGGAAAUGGAGCAGACGGAUCAGUUAAAAUAAAGUUGCACAUUGGUGAUGAUGAGACGAUUGCAUGGAGAGUGGAAGAGUCAACGAGAUUUGAAGACGUGGUUAGGAACGUUAGGGCCAAGUUGGACGGACGAUCGCGAAGGGAUCUGACUUUAUGGUACAAGGAUGAAUGCGGCAUGCUCAUCCAAGUCUAUGGAGAGACGGACUGGGGACUGUUGGUGAGAGGGCGAUGGGGCAAGAUUGUCUUGUAUGUUAAUUAGUGGAAUGCUUUUUGUAGUUGUGUGUGUCUUUUGUACAGGUUAGUCUUUUUUGUAGUUGCCUCGGUUAGUUUUGUCUAAUUGUUCCGUCGUAAAUGGUGGACAUCUAUGAGCGUGUAAAACAAUGUAUAGUUUUUAGUUAUUAGUUACUGACACUAAUAUUGGAAGGAUAAAUAAACAUCAUG
Molecule: messenger RNA, 1764 nt
Organism: Spizellomyces punctatus DAOM BR117
Lineage: Eukaryota; Fungi; Chytridiomycota; Chytridiomycetes; Spizellomycetales; Spizellomycetaceae
Exons: 2
Coding region: 95-1582 (495 amino acids)
Molecular function (GO): protein binding; phosphatidylinositol binding
Source: RefSeq, a predicted model, not a curated record